Andrographis paniculata is the source of this 1515-nucleotide messenger RNA. RefSeq names its product F-box/FBD/LRR-repeat protein At1g13570-like. Bases 144 to 1175 code for a protein of 343 amino acids. The record is from RefSeq and is a predicted model, not a curated record. Gene Ontology annotation, molecular function: protein binding. Lineage: Eukaryota; Viridiplantae; Streptophyta; Magnoliopsida; Lamiales; Acanthaceae. The transcript has 4 exons.
GGGAUCAGUUGAACUCUACUCGCAUCUUUCUUCACUCUUUGUUGUCCACUCUUUGCCGAAUCCUAUAGUUUUCGCUGCAAGUUUUGCUUCGCCUCUGCGGGAAGUUUUAUUUUGUAUGAAUCCAACUGAGUAAACUUACUAGGAUGGUGUAUGGUGUCGAUAGGAUUAGUCGUCUUCCCUGCGAUGUUAUAGACAAAAUUCUUGUGCAUAUGCCUUUGCGUGAUGCUGUGAGGACGAGCGCACUGUCGUGGGAGUGGAGAUAUAAAUGGGUAACUAUUCCAGACCUUGUUUUUGAUCAAAAUUUGAAAGGAUUGUUGAAUGGGAACGACGAUCCUGAAUCAAUAGUCGAUCGAACUUUGUUGCUUCACAAAGGAGCCAUUACCAAGUUCUCAAUCACGGAUAGUUGGAUCAAAAGCCGUUCUGCCGUCAGCAGCUGGCUAUUUAUCUUGUCGGAUCGUGGAAUUAAUAGCCUCGAGUUUCUAUUUCCUUGCAAGAACUCUCUGCAGCCGACGAUAAUUCGGCUCGUUACUUUUAAUCAUCUCAAACAUUUGUACAUUGGUAAUGAUUGUGAAGUAAAGCUUUCGCCUUUGUUUAGAGGAUUUAACCGUCUUGCUCGACUGGAACUUGUCGGCGUCAAUAUUAAGCUUCAAGUGUUGGAAAUUCUUCUUUCUAAAUGUCCGAUGCUUGAGUACUUGAAUCUGAAGAUUCAUGUUGAUGUUGGUGAUGAUGAGAUGAAAGAGCUUCCGAACAAGCUCAAUUUUCUCACUGUUCUAGAAAUUGGCGAAAUCGACUUUGGAUGGGUGGAAAGUGUUGCAGUUCUUAUUACCUUGAUUAAAAGCUCUCCCAAUUUGCAGUCUCUUAAAAUUAGUAGCGACACCUAUUACAAUGAGAAUUGUGUUAAGGAAUAUCUGAAGGAACAACGAACUUUAAAUGUUCGUCUCAAGUGCCUUGAAUAUGUGAAUAUCCACGUCGUGAUGGGUUAUCCGGCGGAGAUGGAAUUCGUGAAGAAUCUUUUGAAGUUGGGAAAUGCACUUAAGAAAGUAGAAAUGGAUUCUCCUUUAAGCAGUACCGAUCUUGAUGUAAGCUCUAUGUUGGAAGAGUUUGCCAGCUUUCAACGAGCUUCUUCGUCGUCUAAAGCAGAAAUCAUAGUUAACACCAGAUACUUUGGAUUCUGAAAAGCUCGAAGUUGUUUGUGGAAAUUUCUCGGCAAUUCUCGACACAAUCUGGUUUUGAUUUUGAACUUAUAUAUUUUGUCUCUGUUUAUGUGUAUAUAAUGCAACACCCGCUGGCUAGUUCGACUUGUUUUGCUUAUAUAUCUCUGUUUUUGCUUUUUCUUAUUUAUGAUCCGCGGCGCAUUGUUCUAUAUAUCUGCAAUUAAAUCCGGAUCAAGAACUUAUUAUAAGAUAACUCCGGAAUGUAGCUAUCAGAUGAUCAAUCCAACUAUGCCUGUUCAGUUCCGGAGAUCGAUCGACACCGGACCUUGAGUAUCAAGGUUAGUUCCAAUCCAUAUGUUGC